GUUAGUGGGACAGAGAAAAAGAGUCAGAGUUAGGUUAGACCUCAUACUUUUUGUUAAAGGACAGCUGUCCCGGGGUCUGUCAGUCAACAACCUCUUUCAGGUUUAUUUCUCUCCUUUUCCUUAUCAGUCUACAACCAUGUUUGCCGUCCGAAACGCUCUCCGCUUGUGCUCCAGGUUGUCCAUCCCGGCGGUGACGAGGAGGGGAUGCGCCGGUGCUGCCAUCCCGGUGGACGAUGUGGUGAACGGACUCACCGACGAGCAGAUUCAGCUCAGGCAGACGGUUCGUAAAUUCUUAGCAGAAAAGCUUGCACCUCAUGCCGAUGAGAUUGACAAGCGGAAUGAAUUUCCAGAAAUGAGGGAGUUUUGGAAGGAAAUGGGGGAGAUGGGAUUCCUUGGGAUGACUGCUCCAGUGGAAUAUGGAGGCACCGGAUUGGGCUACCUCGAUCAUGUCAUUGUGAUGGAGGAAAUGUCACGAGUGUCAGCAGCCAUUGCUCUCAGUUAUGGCGCCCACUCCAACCUCUGUGUCAACCAGAUGGUACGCCACGCCAACGAGAAACAGAAGGAGAAGUACUUGCCAAAGUUAAUGACAGGAGAACAUGUAGGAGCCCUGGCCAUGAGUGAGCCCAACUCUGGCUCUGAUGUUGUAUCCAUGAAACUCAAAGCAAGGAAGCAAGGCAACUACUAUGUUCUGAAUGGCAACAAGUUCUGGAUCACAAAUGGGCCAGAUGCGGACAUCCUUAUUGUUUAUGCAAAGACAGAUCCUAAGGCUCAUCAAAAAGGCAUCACAGCUUUCAUUGUUGAAAAGGGAAUUCCAGGAUUCUCUACAGCACAAAAGCUCGACAAACUGGGCAUGAGGGGAUCCAACACCUGCGAGCUGAUCUUUGAAGACUGCAAAAUCCCAGAGGAGAACAUCCUCGGUCCAUUGAACAAAGGCGUUUACGUGAUGAUGAGCGGCUUAGACCUGGAGAGGCUGGUGCUUGCAGCGGGACCUAUUGGCAUCAUGCAGGCAGUUUUGGACUUUUCUGUUCCCUACCUGCACGUCAGAGAAGCUUUCGGACAGAAAAUUGGACACUUUCAGCUGAUGCAAGGCAAGAUGGCCGACAUGUACACCAGGCUGAGCUGCUGUCGACAGUAUGUGUACAAUGUUGCCCGAGCUUCGACUCAUGCGAUGGGCACUGGUGGUUCAGGACUUCAAUCUCGACAUCCGACAUAA
Molecule: messenger RNA, 1213 nt
Organism: Micropterus salmoides (largemouth bass)
Lineage: Eukaryota; Metazoa; Chordata; Actinopteri; Centrarchiformes; Centrarchidae
Product: isovaleryl-CoA dehydrogenase, mitochondrial-like
Exons: 11
Coding region: 137-1213 (358 amino acids)
Biological process (GO): L-leucine catabolic process
Cellular component (GO): mitochondrion
Molecular function (GO): flavin adenine dinucleotide binding; 3-methylbutanoyl-CoA dehydrogenase activity
Source: RefSeq, a predicted model, not a curated record